Aedes albopictus (Asian tiger mosquito) is the source of this 1032-nucleotide messenger RNA. Its product is annotated as essential MCU regulator, mitochondrial. Gene Ontology annotation, biological process: calcium import into the mitochondrion; mitochondrial calcium ion homeostasis. Lineage: Eukaryota; Metazoa; Arthropoda; Insecta; Diptera; Culicidae. Bases 127 to 405 code for a protein of 92 amino acids. Gene Ontology annotation, cellular component: mitochondrial inner membrane; uniplex complex. The transcript has 2 exons. The record is from RefSeq and is a predicted model, not a curated record.
GCAAAUCAGUCAAAAGUUGGAUGCGAAAAAAAUCAUCACAUCGGAAUUUUCGUGCCGUGCGUGCUCUAGUCGUUCGUGGUCGCGAUCGUAUUAUUUAUCACCGGAUUUUUUUUCCUGGCGAAAAAAAUGGUGCUCUCUAAUGUGGUCCGCGUUGUAAACCAGCUCAACUCCGCCGGAACGCGGUCCGGGCUGGGGCUGGGAAUGCGCCAGUUGCGCCGCAAGUACACCUACCGAAGCGGUGCGCUGAAACCGAUGCCCAAUGUCAUCCCGUUCGGGCUGCUCGGAGUGGUCCUGACGGUCAUCCCGGGGCUGCUGAUCGGGGCUACCAUCAGCAAGAACAUGGCCAACUUUCUGGAGGAGAACGACCUGUUUGUGCCCUCGGAUGACGACGACGAUGAUGACUAAAGACGGUUCUCUUCCACUGGAUGGUGUUAUGCUCUAGUUUCGCUUGUGGAUCGAUAUUUUUAGAAGUGCGCGGCUGCUGAUUAGGAAACAAAAUUAUUGUUCGCCAGCUGGCUUUAUCGAUAGUUGAAAAUCAAACUAGGUAAAACGUUGUCGCGUAGCUAACAGCAGGGACUCAGAGAAGGCCGAAAAUCUCAUCCAAUGAAGCACAAUGAAAAAACACGGCGAAAAUGUGCUUAAAUAUUGUAUUUAUUUGUGAGUAUAAUGUUAGUUUAGUUGUGUAUAUAAUAUUGUUGCACUUAACAAUUAAUGAUGACAGCAAAAUAUCGCUAAUAUGUUUUUACAAUUUAGAGUUUUGAAACAGUCAACUGUUUCGAUUUGCUAUUCGCUUUCUAAGGAAACAGUUGCUAUACUUCCAGUAUAAUUUUAUUUACAGAACUUUUGUCUUCUUUCUGAAUGUUAACCAAUUCUAAAAAUAUGUCCAAUUAUACAAGAAAGCUGGCAUGGUACCAAAACCCAUAGGCAUAACAGCUAAAAGGAAUUGUUACCAGUUUGUUUAUAGAUUACCGCACAUCCAAAUUGCAAAACUUGAAUAACAGUUAAAAUAAAUAUAAUUACGAAAAAUAAGUA